Molecule: messenger RNA, 2653 nt
Organism: Synchiropus splendidus (mandarinfish)
Lineage: Eukaryota; Metazoa; Chordata; Actinopteri; Syngnathiformes; Callionymidae
Gene: xaf1
Product: XIAP associated factor 1
Exons: 7
Coding region: 152-904 (250 amino acids)
Molecular function (GO): zinc ion binding
Source: RefSeq, a predicted model, not a curated record
UCAGCUAUUGACUCGGAGGAUUCGCGCGUGUUCUCUGACAUUUAAACGGGGAACUCUUGCAUUCUGACUUUAGAGGUGAGACUUCUAAACACACCCUUUUCUUCCUGGAGUCAUCCUUAGACUGAAGACGAUUCUGAGACAACUCAACUCCAUGGAUGUCUCGGAGCCAACGCGCACUUGUGACCUAUGUAAGAAGGAUGUUGCUGAGGUCAACUUCUCUCUACACGAGGCACACUGCCGUCGAUUCCUCUGUCUGUGUCCUGACUGUGAGGAACCAGUUCCCAAAGAGCAACUGGCACUACACAGAGAGGAGGAGCAUGCCAUGGUGAAGUGCUCUAAGUGUAACAAGAAGAUGGAAAAGCGCCUCCUGGACGACCAUGAGGUGGAGGAGUGUGUGGAGCGGAUGCAGGAAUGCGAGUUCUGCCAGAUGGAGCUUCCAUUCAAGGACCUUCAUGAACACACCGUGGCGUGCGGGAGUCGCACCGAGCUGUGUAUUGACUGUGGCCGCUAUGUCAAGCUGAAGGACCAGCAGACCCAUGAUCAGACCUGCUCCGGGUCAUCUGACACCAGCGCACCUCCGAAAACCGAGACUGUCAUGGUAAACUGCAGCCAGUGCUCUCAGGCCAUCGCCGCUGAUGAUCUGGACCAGCAUGAGCUGGAGUGUCUUCCAGACUCCCAAAUCAAACAGGAGGAACACUCCAGAAGUUCAGCCGCUCCUCAGGUUGGAGUCAAUGAGAUUUCCCAUCGACUGUCAGACAGAGGUGCAAACCUUCCACACUGUAACGGGGAAGACCCCACCGCCCUCCGCUGCUGCCCCCACUGUCAUCUCCUGCUGCCCUUGUUCACGCUUCAGUGGCACGAGGUGAAAUGCAGAAGACAUGUGUGGAACAUUAAUAAAUUUUGAGAUCUCAACACAAGCAAGGCAAGAAUCAUGUUUGGAAUUAGGUUUGAAUCCGUCAGGCAGCAAUGUCAUGAAGCUCUAAAUAAAGAUCUUUGAGUGCAGUUGGCACCCAUGUUGUUAGUAACACAUUAUAUUUCAACAGUAAUAGUAGCUUGCAGUAGUGCUACAGAAGCUUUAGCAGCAGUUCGUAUGAGGCGUUGAUGAUUCCCCAGGAUAGGAGCGACCGGUGGUAGUUGAGGUGUGCGCCUCGGUAGAACUUGGCCAGACUGCUGCCUCUCUCUAUCCACACGGCGAGCAUCAGCUCUCGACAGGACCGGAACGCUCCUCCCACCUGAGACUGAGCGCGGGACUUGAUGACGUUCAAAGGGUAGUACAAGACUCCAAGCGAGGCCCCCAGAACCCCUCCAGAGAUGAAGUCGUUGACCAGGUGACCUGCAUGACUUGUCGCUUCUGGGAGCUGCUCUUUAAUGGGACCACGGAGGCCAAAGUAAAGGACAUUGCAUGGACCGUUGCGGAGCAGAACAGGAACCAGGCCACGAUAAAGCUCCCUGAUCCCGAACUCUGACACGAGCGACCUGAAGGUGUGAGAGGUGUUCCUGAAUCGUCCGUAGUGUUGAUGGUCUUGCAGGAGAGUCUGCACGCGCUCAAAUGGCGUCAAAGUGGCCUCCACAGUUCCAGCCAAUACUGCGGCGAUACUCCGGGUCAGCACCUCUGGGAAUCGGCUGCCUUUUGUCCGCUCUAGCAAGACCUGAGAAAAGUCCUCAUAGAGCCCGAACAUCAAGGCCACGCUGGUGCUCUUCUGGAGCAGAGGAGGCAACAACCCUCGGUACAGAUUCCUCCAGCCGUCCAUCUGAAGCUGACGGACCGCGGUGCGCACCAACACACCAUGCAGCUGCUGGCGGAACAGGACCUUGUUGAUGGGAAAGGUCAGCGCAAUGUUGGUGAAAGCGGCAAUUGAACCGCAGAUGUAGUGGUUUUUGCGAGGACGUAAUUGUGUCUCGCCAGACGACAGAGUCAGAACUUGCUGCGGGUGAGUUGUCCAGACUGACUCAGCCUCAGUCAUGGAGGUGUCAGGGCGCCCCCCAGAAACAUAGAUCCGCCCUGCAAAGUCAAGGGAAGUAUGGUUUGAAACAUUCAGUUUGGAACAAGAUUACAAGACAAUGUUUAAUUUAAUUGUCAAAGAAAAACAACUUGUGGGCUUGAGGAGGAGGCACCUUAGACGUCCAUGAACCAUCCUUGAAAAUAUUGAUACAUUUAGGAGAGAACGAAAGCCAGACUAGUUGGGAACUUCCUCUGCACUUAUCCUGCAGUCUUCUCUCGGAGGAGUUGAUGUUGGCGUCUGUUGCCGACACCUGCAUCCAUUUCUCACCAAGGUGGGUGUAAUGUUAUUGUAUCACCACAAGAUGGUGUGGACGGUGGUGACCUUAGUUUGGUCAAUGUCACAUCCAUUUAUGUGCAGGUUGGGUUCUCAGAGGGUACGUGAUAUCAGCAAGGUAUGGAUAAUAAUGAGAAUUCUAAAAGAGCAAAAAAAGAUCAUACAAUUGUAGGCAUGUGCCACACAUAAAAAUGUUGAAUUACAAUGCAAUUCUGAGGAAAAGGUUUAGGAACAAGGUCUCAUGUGAAUGAUUUCACAUUGUGGGACAUCAACUCUGACUCACCUGCCAUGCUUCUGAAGUGCUCCUCUGACUCUCAACAGACGACUCCACAUGGCCACACUUCCCAGUGUCUCCUGCCUAUAAUGUUGCUGUGGGG